This is a messenger RNA of Symbiodinium sp. CCMP2592, 2397 nucleotides long. Lineage: Eukaryota; Dinophyceae; Suessiales; Symbiodiniaceae. The record is from the annotation of a GenBank genome assembly.
AUGUUGUUUUCAGUUGGAGCACUGUCCUCUUUGCUUGCAGUUGCAAGGCAUGUGUCUGCGGCCACUGCCGCUGCUCCUGCGCACUUCCUGAUGAUCAGCGGCGUGACGGCAGUUGAUGAGACUUGCCUGGCAGGGUCUGCAGCAGGUGUGUGGCUUGAAUCCUGCGAGAAGGCAGUGGCUGGCAUGAGUGGGGAAGAGAUCUGGAGCUUGGCGACAGAUGGGACCUUGGUGCACGCGCGAUCGAAGACGUGUCUCAGCCCGCAAGGAACAAGUGCUGCUGGUGUGCCUCUAGCGCUGGUGUCGUGCGACGCAGCUGGCGGCGUGGCGAAGUGGGAACUGCAAGGGAACGGUCAGGUCAAGAUGGCGCAGAGCAACAUGUGUAUCAGCCAGGUCGGGCCAAGUGGUGCUGCGGUCAACGCGGCCGCCUCAGCUUCAGUGUUGAACCGCGCAGCACGUGCAAAUGUCCGCAUCACGGCAGAGGGUCAUCCUGCGAGUUCCGGGCUCUUGGAAAUCCAGACCAGCUCCGGGUCAUAUGGGUCUGUGUGUGGAAUGAAUGCCGAAGCAGCAAGUGUGGCCUGCAGGCAGUUGGGCUUUGAGUUCGGUGUGCAGAGCCCAUCUCCAUGCGGCCAGUAUGGAGGAGGGAGCUGGUGUGGGGCAGCAGGAUCACCUGUUGCCGUGAAGAGCUUGAAGUGCCUGGGGACAGAAAUGAGUGUUGACGAGUGCAGCUCAGAAGCAGUAGACGAUGCAUGUCUGAGCCACGGCAGUGAUGCUGUCAUCUUCUGUGGCGCAAGCUCUGUGGGCGCUUUCCGAGAUGGCGAGCUGCGGUUGGUUGGAUCAACAGGUGCACCAGCCCUGCCCAAAGAGGCCGGACGCCUAGAAGUGUUUCUGGCCGCCGCUCAAGCCUGGGCGCCAGUGUGCAAGCUUGGGUUCACGAGCGGAUCGGCUUCAGUUGCUUGCAAGCAGAUGGGCUACCCAGGGGCAGCAGGCUUCGCAGGUUGCCGAUCCCAGGAAGCCUGUGGAGGAGUGGCGCCGCAGCUAGCAGACUUGGCUUGCUCUGGUUCAGAGACCAGUGUGUUGCAGUGCCCUAUGUCAACCGGGGACGACGUGUUCUGUGCGCCAGAGGAGUCCGUGCUUUUGUCUUGUGCUGGACAGGGCGAUCCGAUUGGAAAGCCGACGGAGCGAACAGAAGCAACCAACAUUGUACGACGCAGUCGUACGGCGGAUGAUAUGCUGGUGUUGUCGGUUCGGCAUGUGUCUGCGGCCACUGCCGCUGCUCCUGCGCACUUCCUGAUGAUCAGCGGCGUGACGGCAGUUGAUGAGACUUGCCUGGCAGGGUCUGCAGCAGGUGUGUGGCUUGAAUCCUGCGAGAAGGCAGUGGCUGGCAUGAGUGGGGAAGAGAUCUGGAGCUUGGCGACAGAUGGGACCUUGGUGCACGCGCGAUCGAAGACGUGUCUCAGCCCGCAAGGAACAAGUGCUGCUGGUGUGCCUCUAGCGCUGGUGUCGUGCGACGCAGCUGGCGGCGUGGCGAAGUGGGAACUGCAAGGGAACGGUCAGGUCAAGAUGGCGCAGAGCAACAUGUGUAUCAGCCAGGUCGGGCCAAGUGGUGCUGCGGUCAACGCGGCCGCCUCAGCUUCAGUGUCUGCAAGCUCGACGUUAGAUCCCAGCCAUGGGGCAGCUUUGGCCGUUGACGGGGUGGCGUCCACCUACUGGGUUUCUAAACUGGACGAGGCAGAUGCCGUCAGCCUUCUCCUUGACUUCGGAGAGCCGGUGCAUGGAUCCGUCUUGGAGCUCGACUUCGAAUUCGCGCCUUCGGCGUUUUCAGUGCAGGCUGCGGAGGCCUCGUCGGAGAAUUGGCUGCAACUAUUUGCGACAGACUCGAACGCUUUGAAGCAUGUGAAGAUUCCUCUCGCGCCGGCCAAGCCCAUGUCGGCAGUCAGACUCAUCAUGAAGGAAGCCCAUCCGACACUCGGGACCAUGAACGGCCGUAAGCUUGUUGGGGUUCGCUCUAUCAGGCUGCUGACGCGGCUGCUGCAGCCGGCGCUGGAGCCAUGUGCAGUGGCGGCGAAAAGCCACGAUGCAAGAGACAAGUUCUUCACCGUUGCAGUCAGUGGCUUUGACCCGCAAGCUGGUGCUGCUUUGGCAGCCGAGAUGCCUGCGCUGGAGUCGGCAGAUGCGGCGCUUUCGUCUAUCGUUGUUGAGCUCGCGAAGGCCUUGCCUGCGAUCAGCUCCUGCAAGCCUGGCGGCCCUAUCUCCCUUCGUGCCAAUGCCACGAUCCAGAGCACUCAGCGACGCCGAGAAGUCCUCGACAUGGCGUUGGACGUGGGCCAGGAAGCAGCCUUGCUGGAGGAAGCCAGGGGCACCAUUGUCGCAGCGCGUGGGCUGCUGGCUUCGUCGUGA